Molecule: messenger RNA, 953 nt
Organism: Nomascus leucogenys (northern white-cheeked gibbon)
Lineage: Eukaryota; Metazoa; Chordata; Mammalia; Primates; Hylobatidae
Product: bcl-2-binding component 3, isoforms 3/4-like
Exons: 3
Coding region: 1-708 (235 amino acids)
Source: RefSeq, a predicted model, not a curated record
AUGGGGCCGCGCGGGCCGGGCGCGGGCGCGGGCUCCGGCGGCGGCGGCGGCGGGCUCGGGCGCAGGCAGCGGCCGCGGCGGCCGCAUGCAAAUCCGCUCCCUGCCCCCACGCCCCUCCCCCCGAGAGGUGCACCUGUUCUUCAGCCGGCCCGCAGCCAACCCUCGGCCAGCACUCUUCCAGAGAGACCAAUCCCAGCGCAGCGCGGAGGGCUAGCGGCCCGGCUCCUCUCGCUCCAGCCGUUCGCUGCUGCGCGCCGCUGCCGCCGCCGCCCGAGAGUCAAACUCCAGAGAACCGCGCCGCUGUCGCCGCCUCGAGCGAGGGGCUGGGGGCGCACCGGGCGCCCGCGGCGGGUGCGGUCUGACCCGCCUCCGAGGGACUCAACAAGCAGGCAGAGGAUCGGAAAUCACGCCCCGGCGCCCUGCCGGGUUGAGCGUGGGGGACGAAAGCGGGAGACUGCGUCGGGGGUCCCGGGGGACGUAGACCCCGGGCCGAGGGCGUCUCCAGGCGGGCUCUGGCUGCCAGGCGGGUGGAAAGCCAAACGUUACACUGAAGAGACUGCAGAGAGCAGAGGAUGCAUUGAAACAGGAAGCCCCUGGGGUUUGGUGCCUACCAGAGUACUUUGCACAGACACGGUUAAUAAAUUAUUUUUGAUGGCAGUAAUGCGGCUGUCACCUCUUUCAGCUAUAGCAUUGAGACUUUCCCCAUAGGAAAGCUUUUGAUUUUUACUUUGAUGGAACAUGCCUUAAUCUAGUAGUGCUGAAUUAUGGUUCCAAAAAUUGCAAGCAAAAAACAAACAAAAACAAAACAAACAAAAAAAAAACAUAAAACAGAAUCCUUUGAAUCCAAAUUCCUUUAGCUUUCCAAUGUAAAGCACUGCCCUCUUAAGUAAAAACUGACCCAGUAUCUACCUUCUGUAGGUGCUAGGAAUCUACUUCCCAGCUAGGAAUCUACU